Fusarium redolens is the source of this 2622-nucleotide messenger RNA. RefSeq names its product STE like transcription factor-domain-containing protein. Gene Ontology annotation, molecular function: DNA-binding transcription factor activity. Gene Ontology annotation, biological process: sexual reproduction; regulation of DNA-templated transcription. The coding region runs from base 297 to 2387 and encodes 696 amino acids. Gene Ontology annotation, cellular component: Tec1p-Ste12p-Dig1p complex; Ste12p-Dig1p-Dig2p complex; nucleus. The record is from RefSeq and is a predicted model, not a curated record. NCBI's taxonomy places the organism in Eukaryota, Fungi, Ascomycota, Sordariomycetes, Hypocreales, Nectriaceae. The transcript has 5 exons.
GAAUCGCAUUGCGCAGCGAUUCCAUUAUUCCGGGCUGGUCUCGAAUUUUGGUCAACAAGCAUCAUUCCCAUCAUUAUUUAUACUCGGAUCCAGGCUGCGCCUCGACCAUUUUAUUCUCAUCGAAUCUGGCUAAAACUGUUGAUUGUUUUGCCAUUACUUGCUUACUACGAGUUUCGAUUGCUAUCUGUUAGACUUUUCGGUUCGCUUCGCCACGACUUCCGGCCGUUGAGCGCCAUCAACUCGACUGACCAACCACGGUCACGUCACUAUAGACAACACUUUCAGAGCCAGGCAAGAUGUAUCCACAACACUCUACAAUGGCGCCCCAGAAGCCCGAAACCUUCAUGUUGAGUACUGAGGCUCAGCAAGCUCUGCCUCAUGAUGCCCAAGUCGCCCUGCAGCAAGUUGACAACUUAAAGUACUUCCUCAUCUCAGCCCCUGUCGACUGGCAGCCCGAUCAGUACAUUCGCCGAUUCUUGUUGCCAACUGGCGAAUAUGUCUCUUGCAUUCUCUGGAACAACCUUUUUCACAUUUCUGGUACAGAUAUUGUGAGAUGCCUGUCGUUCCGGUUCCAGGCUUUUGGCCGUCCUGUCAAGAACUCCAAGAAGUUUGAGGAGGGCAUCUUCUCUGACUUGCGAAAUCUCAAGUCUGGAACUGAUGCUUCUCUGGAGGAGCCCAAGAGUGCCUUCCUGGACUUCCUCUACAAGAACAACUGCAUCCGAACACAAAAGAAGCAGAAGGUCUUUUACUGGUACAGUGUCCCACACGACCGUCUGUUUCUUGACGCGCUGGAACGCGAUCUUAAGCGUGAGAAGAUGGGUCAGGAAGCCACCACCGUUGCUGUCAGCGAACCGGCUCUGUCUUUUCAGUACGACUCGUCUCAGUCGCUCUAUGAGCAACUGACUAAGGCGCAACAAGCCAACUCCUCCUCAUUCAGCGCCCAGCAGUCUGCUUUCAGUCAGAGCCAGUCCACGUCCCCAGUCAUGCGUGCGAUGGACUCUAUGCCUCCUCCCCCGACAAUGAUGCCCCAGUCCAUGCCCCCUUUGGCGGAGGGGAUGGACGCAAUGGUACCUUAUGGCACGAUGGCGGUGGCUCACCCCAUGGCCCAAGCCGUCCCUGUCAAGAGGGAACCUGAUUUCACCCGUGUUCAGUACAACCAGCAUGGUGUCCCAAUCACUCAAGGACACCAGCGUCAUGCUUCCAUGCCUGCUUAUGGUCUCGAGUAUUCGCCAGCCCCUUCAUUCGUCUCCUCUCAGUACGAGGAUUACAGCAAUCGAGGAAUAUCCUUCGAACCCAUUACGCCCCCUCAACAGGCGUUGGGUAUCUCGGCUGAGCCUGCGUAUAUCGCCAAUGAGGAGACAGGCUUAUACUCGGCCAUUCCUGACCAUAUGGCUAGCAUGAACGGUCUGAACGGCAUGGUUCAACUGCCACCUUCCAACUUGGCUGGCCCUCAGUUCUCUCGCCCCUACGGUACAAACAACGUCUACUCUGUGAUCGAAGGUUCGCCGACAUAUAAGCAGAGAAGACGGCGUUCAUCCAUUCCUCCAUCUAUGUCGGCAAUUACGACCCCAGCUGCUACUGCCCAAGCAGCCUCACACACUCACACUCACCGACCUUCUGAGCUUCGCCGAUCCAUUUCUGCCUCAGUUGGCCCCGUAGCUGAAGGUGAUGAAUCGGCAGACAACUCACCCCCUGGUCUCUCCUACAGCACCUCCGCAGUGUCUGUGAACACCCAGCACCACCAGAAUAUGUCAAGGCAUGGCACCCCCCUAUCGACUGUGGAAGGAAGCCCUGCUGCCCACUCGAUGGGUAUGCACCAGCAAGAGUUCCCUCAUCUUGCUAGCGAGGAAUUUCCUGGUGAUGUCACUGAUCAGCGCCGCUCUGUUCCUGCUCCCAACGGCGCUGUUAGACGCGCUCGCUCCGCGACAGUCAUGGAAGUUGGCCCCUAUCCUCAGAAGUCACACUCUUGCCCCAUUCCUACAUGUGGCCGUCUUUUCAAGCGUUUGGAACAUCUCAAGCGACAUGUGCGAACACAUACACAAGAGAGACCUUACAUCUGUCCCCACUGCAGUAAAGCAUUCUCAAGAUCCGAUAACCUGGCACAACACAAGCGUACUCAUGGCCGUGAAGAUGGUGGAGAUGGUUCCUUGAACCUGUCAGGCGAAGAAGAUGAGGAUUUCUCUGGUGACGACCACCUUGGCUCACUCGAAGAAGCCUCACCACACUCUGACAGCGCCUAUGUGACCGGCUCCCUGAACGCUGCUGCGCAUGGCUCAACUCCACCCUCAAGUCUCGCACCCACACAACCAUAUAAUAGUCUCGAGACUCUCAGUAUGCCCAUGACAAUGAGUCAACCGGCUGCUAUCAACGCAAGCGGUAUGAUGUAACGGCAAACCUGCGCACGACUUUGUCAUUUUAGCUGUGCUCAGAUCAUGACUUAAAGGGAUUUAUGGCUUCAAAUUUGGUGGAAAUCUGCAACGGUUAUUUGCGUGCGCUGUGCUUGACUUUUCCUUUGUUCAUAUUUUAAAUUUUCUUUUUUGGUUGGAAGCGCUUACCUGUGCUUAAAAUAUGGCCCCCAUAGAUUCACGCUCUUAUAGCUUCUGAGAAGAUUCUCAUGUAGUC